AUGCUUCGACACUGCGUACUCAUUGCACUUGGUGCUCUUUUCUGUAAUGCUGCCUCGGAUAUUGCUGGUCCGUUGACAGACGACUUCCAGGCAUGGCUGGUGACAAACGGCUACUCAUCCUAUGACUUCGUUCGUGCUGACUAUGGAACUCAGGGAAGUUACGGAGGAAAAACUGAGAAUGCACCGAAAGUAGUCAACACGCCAGUCGUCUUCAUCCAUGGUAACUCAGAUGCAGCUCUCCGUAGAAGCUCCGCAGCUACCGGUUGGUCGAACUCUGUCCAAUACUUCCUGGAGCACGGAUACACUGUUGCUGAGUUGUAUGCCACUUCCUGGCAAGAUACAAACGCUUUGAAUGCAGCUAAGAGAACUCACGAUUGUACAGAUCUUAUCAGACUUCGGAAGUUCCUUGAAGCAGUUCUCGCUUACACAGGAGCACCGAAAAUCUCAGUUGUCAGUCACAGUAUGGGAGUGACUCUUGCAAGAAAGAUUAUCAAGGGAGGAUCGGUUAGUGCUCCGGAUGGAUCGUGUGAUUUGGGACUUCCAUUGAAUAAGAAGGUGGAAGUGAUGAUCGGAAUCGCCGGUGCAAACUAUGGAUUGUGUAAUUGUGAGGGAGGAAGUGCCACGUUGGAGAAGACUUGCAAUCGGAACAACGGACUGUGGCCUGGAGAUUCGUGUGGAUUGAACUAUUUGGAUUGUGGACUCACACCACUUCCAUGGCCAUGCAGUGGAGUCAACUACUCAGCGUUCUUGAUGCAACUCAACUCGGAUAAGAACAAGGAGGGAGACUAUGUUUUCAGCAUGUGGAGUCUUUCCGACGACUUGAUUGAAUACGGAAACAUGGUGUGGGGACGAUCCACAUCGUUCAUUCCAACCUCCGACGGAAAAGUGAUCUACCACGUGUACACGCACAUGGAGACCAAAGAGCUCACUUAUGUCGAUCAAUACCAGAUGGUCAAAUACAAAACAAUCCCAUCGCCAACUGCUUAA
Molecule: messenger RNA, 987 nt
Organism: Caenorhabditis remanei
Lineage: Eukaryota; Metazoa; Nematoda; Chromadorea; Rhabditida; Rhabditidae
Exons: 3
Coding region: 1-987 (328 amino acids)
Biological process (GO): lipid catabolic process
Molecular function (GO): lipase activity
Source: RefSeq, a predicted model, not a curated record